GUCGACGCAUGACGAGGAGUGUUUUUCCACCCUUGUUUCCUCGCCUUUCAGUGGCCUGCGGUGGAAGAAACCCCUUUUCCUAGCUGAUGUACUGCGGAACUUCGCCUCUGCGCCUAUUCGACUCGCAGUCGCGGUCCGUGUUGAAAGGACAGGAGAACUGUUGAUGCGGAGUGUAUUCGACCAUGAGGGAGUGAGGUGUGUCUCACGAUGAAGUGACUGUCCUCACGGCAUGGUGUCGGGCGUUGCAGGGAAUAAGCUCCUCAUCGCCGGAGUCCUUGUGGCCAUUCAUUACCUCAUGCUCAUCCACGGGGGAGAUUCCCAGGAGAUUCAAGGGGAAUCGGAUGGCCCUUCCCUCUCUCGGGUUGAGAACGACAAGGAUUCCCUCAUCCUCAGGAGCACCACAGACGUCCUCAGAAAUCUCCAGGACACAUCGUUGACGGAAGCAACGAAACUUCUCAGUUCCGCCGAUGGGGAGACUUCGGCUGUGCCCGAGCCGACCCCGUCGGACGCGGGCAGUGAGAGUGAGCGUGAGAGUGAACGCGAUCGCGAUCGGACGACGACGUCGUCGACGGAGGAGGUGAUGGCGAGUCCCGAGAAGGGGAUCCACGUGAGCAUCCAAUUCCUCGAAGACAGAGAGACGUCAUCCAAACCGGAAGAACCGGCGUCGUCGUCGUCCGAACCGGAAGUGGAUUUCACGAUGGACGACUCGGACUGGUUUCUCUUGGGACAAUGGUCGGAUGCCGGAUCCCAGAGUUUCCAGAUUCCUUCCCCGUCCUGGGAUUUCCUUCCCGGGUCCGAUACGCCCGGGGACAUGUGGAUGAAGGUCGACCUCAACGAGGAGGAUGAUGAGCACGAUGAGGAUGACGAGGACAAGAAUCAGUCCAAGGACGCGUGCGAGGCGUGGCUGAAAUGCGACGCGGAGAGGAAGUUAAAGGAUUUAACCCUCGAGCGGCAACAGCCGGAUUGCCCCUGCCGAGAGCCUUUCGGUGGCUGGAGCCGGGAGAGCGAGAUCACGUGGUCGCGCAUGCUCACCGACCACCUUCCGGGCCUCCACCUCUCCGCUUCCACGUGCUACCGGUCGCUGUCCUCCCAGGGGGGCACGGGUCCGUCUUCGCAACUCUGCUGCUUUGACAGGUUUGGCCGACUGUUGACGAGAGGUGCAAGAGCAGGAUCGGCACUUUUUGUCAGUCCGGAUGUAUCGGAAUCCCUACACCAAAUCCUCGACGUUCUUCCGAGGCUCGCCUGCAAAGGAGACUUUACCCGGAUCCACCUGAGACGGCCGCCGAACAACGGUCUCAAUUGCUCGCCGAACCCAGGGGACGAGGAAUUCUUGGAUGAGAUCAACCAAGCCAGCUAUUACUGAUCCCCUUCCCUUUCCCAUUUUGAUCUCUUUUGUUCCACGAGGGAAGAGAGAAUAAAGGAAAGCCUUGUGAUACUCCCGUCA
Molecule: messenger RNA, 1444 nt
Organism: Darwinula stevensoni
Lineage: Eukaryota; Metazoa; Arthropoda; Ostracoda; Podocopida; Darwinulidae
Source: the annotation of a GenBank genome assembly